ACCAUACCUGCGGGCACGACACCGUCAUGAGCAGUGGCCCUGCUGCUAACAAUACUCAGACGGUUGUCCUCGCCGAGUCCAGCACGAGCACGCACCAGCAGCCUCCACCGCAGCCAGACUCGCCAAGCAAGCAGGACGCCCGAGAAUACGAGGGACCCUCGAGGAUCGAUGGACGGUCGAGUGACGCGGAUAAAAUGCUGCAGUCUGCGGGGAUACUGCUGGAUGCGGACGGGCCCGAGGGGGACGGAGUAGAAGCCGGAGCCAUUGACGCGUCCGAGCAGACUCAAGUGGACGGCUCGAGCUCGGGGGACGACAGCCAACAGUGGGCCGAGGACGAGGGCCACGAUCUCAAGCGUGUCAAGGUGUACGAGCUUAUCGGAGCACGGUGGGUUGACCAGGGUACCGCGUUUUGUUUUGGCGACUUUCACGAAAACGAGGCGUUUCUCAUCGCACGCUCCGAGGCGGACUUCAAUCAAGUCAUUCUCACAACCACGAUACGCUCUAGCGACGUCUACCAGCGACAGCAAGACACGCUGAUUGUGUGGACCGAACCGGACGGCGUGGACUAUGCUCUCAGCUUCCAGGACCCAGAAGGUUGUGCAGAGGUGUGGAACUUUAUUCAGGAUGUACAGAGGCAUCUCACAUCUGGUCUGUCGUCAUCGCCCCUCAUUGGUCCCGAGCCGUCUCUCGUCGCCAAUGCCCUUAUGCGUGGUGGUGGCCUUCCAAAGCCCGCACUGGGGACUAUUACUGAGAUCGACAAGGCGAUGAAGACUAUCACGCGUAUGCCUGCCCUCAAGGAGCGUGUAUGCGAGAUUAUUCAGAACGAGAACUACGUCAGGGCUCUAGUUGAAGUCUUCAGCCAGGCCGAAGAUCUCGAGAGCAUUGAGAACCUUCACACCCUAUGUAGCUGUAUGCAAUCAAUACUCAUGUUGAACGAUCAUACCCUGUACGAACACAUCCUAGAAGACGAACUAUUCUCCGGAGUUGUCGGCAUGCUCGAAUACGAUCCAGAGUUCCCCACUCACAAGGCCAACUAUCGCGAGUUCCUGCAUCAGACGUCCCGCUUCCACCAACCUAUACCUAUACGGGACGAGGGCGUCCAGAGGAAGAUCCAUCAUACUUAUCGACUACAGUUCCUCAAAGAUGUGGUACUCGCGCGCGCCAUCGACGACUCAACCUUCAACGUCCUAAACUCGUGUAUUCUCUUCAACCAGAUCGAUAUCAUUAAUCACGUGCAAAACGACCAGACGUUCCUACGAGAGGUCGUUGGGAUCUUCCUGGACGAGGAGAUGCUGAAGAACUUGGUUUCGAAGGGCAAAGAACCGGAACGACCGAAGCCAGAAGGAGAGAAGAUGGACGUGGACCAGCCCAGCGAUGUGUCCCAUCAGAACGGAUCGCCGAAACGACGAAUGUCCGAGGCCGAGCUCAAACGGCGGAAGGAGGUGUUAUUGCUGAUUCAACAACUGUGCGCCAUGGGCAAGAACGUACAGCUACCUGCUCGUAUGGCGCUAUUCAGGACGCUCUGCGAUCGCGGAAUACUGUUCUCUGUGCAAUGGGGCCUCGGCCAACCGGACAGCGACCCAGAAGGGCUCCAGAUGAUCUCAGCUGCCGGCGAGAUCCUCACUACGCUUCUGGAUCACGAUCUCAACGGUGUUCGCAACCACGUCUUGAAGCAGCUCGGUCCCAUAGAUGACAAAAAUCCGGCACGAAAGAUCGAGUAUGACACUGUCCUCUCCGUGAUGUGUCGUGUUCUGGUCAGAAGUCGAGACCUGGCUGUCCAGAGCCAAAUAUCAGAGUCGAUCAGAGCAAUGAUGGAGGUACCACAAGAUAAUGGGAUGGAACAUCCGAUGGGUGCCAAAGUCUUCCAACGACCGAAGGACGAUCCAGGAACGGAGCGCUUUAUGGACUACUUCUAUAAGCACUGCGUCGACGUGCUAUUUCACCCCUUGCUUAAUUUUCCGGACUUCAAGAAUGUUACCGACGCAAAUCUGACACUCUCUCGUGAACGGACUAACCUAUAUUUGCAUUUAUGCGAUUUGCUUUCUAGCUUUGCUCUCCAACACUCGUUCCGCAGUCACUUCUUCAUGCUAUCAUCCUCCAUCGCAACGCAUGUGGCGUCUAUCCUGAGAGCGAAAGAUAAACACUUGAGACUGGCCGCUUUCCGGUUCUUUCGCGUGCUGCUUCGGCUCAACAACCGAAACCUCUUCAGUCACUUGAUCAAGGUCGAUGCGCUGGGUCCGAUACUCGAUCUCACACUACGUGAGUCACGCCGGGAUAACCUCCUUAGUUCCACUUGCCAAGAGUUCUUUGAGCAUAUCCGCAAGGAGAACAUGAAAGAGCUCAUCAGUCACUGCAUGACGAAACACGAAGGCAAAAUCCGGGAGCUGUCCGCGACUGCUCUCGGAGGUCCACGUUUCUCGGCGUUCAUCAGACGCUGGGAGAUGAACAUCGAGCCGCCUCCGAAAGAGGAAGAGAAGGCUGACAAACCCAUUCCCGGCGGACCACGACGGUGGGGCCAGGGCCGUCUGGUCGAGGCAGAAGAGGAAGAUUGGUUCAAUGCAGAUGACGAUGACGACGAGGCAUUCACAGCUACACUGUUCCCUGGAAGUGGCAAGCAGCAGAGUUUGCUGAAGAGGAAGCGUGCACGAGGGUCUGGGAUACGGCCGGUGCGGCUGCAUCAGGCUCCGCAGCUUGUGCGAUCGGCGGCGCUAGGCAGCCUGGUAGGAGACUACGGCGACGGCGACGAUGGAAGUGCAGCUGCGCCGGCGGAAGACACAUCGGCGACUCAGGGCACUAUUCUGCGCCCGGCAUCGCAGGGAGAACAGGGCGUGCCUGCCAGCCCCCGAAUACAGCACCGGCAGAUUGCCAUCGGGAAGCCCACGCCAGAUGUGGCUGAGGAUCCUGAAGAUAGCUUGCUGGAGUCGCUCGUUGCAGGGACCGAUCUGCCUUCGCCGUCGAAGGAGCUGCUGGGUGAGCUCGGCGUGGGCCUCAAGCGACGGCGCGAAGAUGAGGAUGACGGCCUGCUCGAGCGGCUAGCGAACAAGUCGAAGAAACCCACUGCUGGAGCAAGCCCGGGCACGCCGGACAAGGACAAGGACAAGCCCCCGGGCGCGGUCACGAUCAAGCUUGCUAGUGCAAAGACGCCUGAGGAGGGUCCGAAGAAGAUCAAGCUAAAGUUGAGCUCGCCGUCCUCACAGACGCCGAGUCCUUCAAGUCCUGGUGCGAAGGAUGGAGACACAGGAUAAUUACUCACGCUCGUUUUGCUGACCCUGUUGUACACUCAUUGUUUGUCUUACACCUCGUUGCAUCAAUU
Molecule: messenger RNA, 3313 nt
Organism: Phanerochaete carnosa HHB-10118-sp
Lineage: Eukaryota; Fungi; Basidiomycota; Agaricomycetes; Polyporales; Phanerochaetaceae
Exons: 11
Coding region: 27-3245 (1072 amino acids)
Biological process (GO): DNA damage response; protein dephosphorylation
Cellular component (GO): protein phosphatase 4 complex; nucleoplasm
Molecular function (GO): protein phosphatase activator activity
Source: RefSeq, a predicted model, not a curated record